Messenger RNA from Dicentrarchus labrax (European seabass), 6960 nucleotides. RefSeq lists its product as uncharacterized. Bases 5576 to 6637 code for a protein of 353 amino acids. Lineage: Eukaryota; Metazoa; Chordata; Actinopteri; Moronidae. The record is from RefSeq and is a predicted model, not a curated record. The transcript is spliced from 2 exons.
UGAAGAAUUGGUUCAUCAGGUUUGUUCUCUCCGUAUCUCCCUCCAUGUUGGCCCCCCGCUUUGAGCUGCAGCCAGUGAUGAUCUUCAUCCCAUCCCACACCUCCUUCAUGCUGUUGUUCUGCAGUUACUGCUCCAGCCUCCUUCUGUACUGCUCCUUCGCUUCCCUGAGCUGGACUCUGAGUUCUCUCUGUAUGCGUCUAGGCUCCUGCUGAUCUUCGUCUUUAAAGGCCCUCUUCUUCUGGUUAAGAAGGCCCUUGACGUGACUUGUAAUCCAGGGCUUAUUGUUUGCAUAGCAGCGUACUGGUUCUUACAGGAACAACAACAUCAUCCAUACAGAAGUUGAUGUAGUCAGUAGUGCAGUCAACAGCCUCCUCGAUGUACUCACAGUGCGAACCCUGCAGUACAUCACACACCAAAGCAGUCUCUUAGAGCCUUCUCUGCUUCAAAAGACCAUUUCCUGAAUAAACGCAUUGUUGUGGGUUGUCUCCUCACUUUUGGUUUGUAGUGAGGCUGAAGCAGAAUCAGGUUGUGAUCAGCUUUCCCCAGUGCAGGCAGAGGGGUGGCGCUGUAUGCGUCCUUAACGUUUGCAUACAGUAGGUCAAUAGUCUUAUUUCCCCUGGUGUAACAGUUCACAUACUGGAAGAAAGCAGGUAGUGUUGUGUCCAGAGUCACGUGAUUAAAGUCCCCAAAGAUUAACACCAGAGCCUCGGGGUGCUGUGUUUGUAUCCUCCCUACAGUGGAGUGGAUGACGUCACACACGACUACCUCGUCAGCACGUGGUGGGAUGUAAACAAUAACCACAAUGGCGUGUCCAAAUGGUCGCAACCCUACGGCAAGCAGAUCAACGUCCCUGUUGCAGAUGGAAAUCUUGAUGUUCACAUGUCCAGGGUUACACCACCUUGUGUUCACGUAUACGGCUAGUCCACCUCCUUUCUGCUUCCCAUAGGCAUUAGUGUCUCUGUCCGACCUGACUGUGCUGAAGCCGGGUAGCUCAACGUUAAAGUCCGUGACGUUAGCCGUUAGCGACGUUUCAGUGAAGCACAGCAAACUGCACUCCCUGUAGAUUUUAACGUUUUUCACCAGCGCAGCCAGUUCGUCUAUCUUAUUCGGUAGUGAGUUCACAUUUCCCAUGAUCACCAACAGUACAGAGGGUUGCCACUUCUUCACCAGUCGCUUGGCCUUUAGCUUUGCGCCGGCUUUGCAGCCACGCUAGGGUCUCCUCAACUAAAUGGGGAACCACACCGGCCCAGGACUUUGUCUUCAGUGUGAGAAGGUGGUUUCUCGGAUAAACAAGUUUGGGUAAAUAAAUAUCCAUAUCUAUAGGAUAGAAGUUGAACAGAUGUGACAAGGCACAAAUGCGAAUAUAAAAAAACAAAAACAAACGUAACAAAAAGUAAAAAAAGAUCACUGCACACUCGCGGCUGCUGAAAGGGCUACCACUCGCGGCGGCGCCAUGGCAAUGAUAUUAGUGCCAUAGUAAAGGAUCUUCUUUUCGAAGAGGUUAUUAAGGAAUACAUGCUAGUUCAUUGUUAAAAUCGCCCUUCUCCUUCUUCAGAGUAUAUUCUUAGGUGUUUCCACAAGCAACAAAAACAAAGAACCUCUCCUCAUUGUUUUCUCUGCUCCUCGCGAUUCUUCCAUUCCGAGCAUAAAUGGCUUAAUUUCUCAUGAGCCGUUUGCCUUCUUCGCUUUGUAGAAUGUGCAGUACCCAGAGGUUUGUGUAUAGCUGGGAAAAGCAGACAAUAGAUGCCUUCAAGUCAUACCACUAUCCUUUGCAUGGCAUCUUUUCAGUGUAGAUGGUCUUCUAAAUUGUACUUUUCUGUUAAACUGACAUUCGGUUGCUGCAGUAGCCCUUCUUGACUGAAUAAUUUUUCUCUACACAUUUGCAAACUCCGUUUCGUCUUGCAUCUUCAUGAUUUUUAUAGUAGUUCACUUAUUCUCUUCCCCACCAGCCCGCAGUAUCUGUACAGUCAGAAACUUUUCCAGGAGUUAGGAGUACCGCUUUCCAAAGAGAAACCGUAGGCCCUUCUACGCGUUUUGGAAUUUCUUGGCAUAACCCUUGAUAGUGUGCUCAUGCAAACGUCUCUGCAACAAGACAAGCUGUCUUGCAUAAGAACAGCUAUUAAAUCGGGUCUGCUGACCCCAUUCUCUCUAGAAGUUUUUCUCUAACUUCGCUAUGUGCAUUCUCCCUCAAGGUCGUCCAUAACACGCUUGCUGGUUUUGGCUAAAUCUGUUAAAAUCUUAAGAUACUGCAUCUUACACUAGGCUGUUGCUCAGAUAUGCGGUUCUAGUCUUUUUUUUUGUUAUGUGAUGAUGGACCGGCAUUGCUUUGUAAAUGACUACGAGGAAUCUGCAGAUUCCCCCUAGUUUUGACUGAUGCAGCGCCUCUGUUGGUUUUGGGGGGUGCUCAUAAUGAGUGGUUUGCAGACAACAGAAAUUCAGUUCCUUAAAACCAGUUCUAAAUUCACUGCUCUUUAUGAACACUACCCAAUUGUCGUUUGGGGCAGUAGAUGGUCCCAGAAACAUUAUGGUGUUUUGUGAGCUGCUUUAAUGGAAAUAAUUUACAGUUGUGCAUUUAUUGUUUUGACUUGAUCCUAACAUCUUCAAAUGCAAAGUAUAAAGCUAUGCUAGCAGGGAUUCAGUUUCACAUUCGAUGUAAAGAUCAAGCAUCACAGAGUCUUCUGGGAAAUCCUCCAUUCAGCUGCUACUCAAUGGCUUUAAAAGGCACAUCCUCAAGGCAAUGAUAAGACUCCUCACACAAUUCAGUGGUGCAUAAUUGUUUUUCACUUAUAUUGAUGUAAUAUUGGAAAAAAUUCUGUUAAUGGCUUUUACGGGUUUCUCAGGUGUGAAUAUGCAUGCAGAUCUCAUCUUAAUCCUCAGCAUGAUCUUCCCUUUUCUGAUUUAACCUUAGAAGAUCACAUCACAUGUACUCAAUAUUCUUGAAGCACUCGCAGUCUGAUAGAUCUCACCAAGGCACUCAAAUUUAAUUGCUAAGACUAACACUACAUUUUGUCCUUUCUCUUAUAUGAUGAAAUCCCUGCAUCAUCGCUCCAACCCAUCGGUUGGCUCGCUUGUUCAUCGUCGUUGGUUGCAACCCAUGACGAGGUCCCGGGUCUGCUUAAGAUGUGUGAUCUUUGCUGAGCUGCGGCCUAACGUGAACACUAUUCCUUCCCUACCUAAGAUUAGCGCAGCUACAACCGCAGCUGUCCAUCUGCCUGCAUCAACCAAUCUACCAAGGCUAUGUCAAGCUCCACAAGAAGGAAUUUUGAUUGUGCCAAAACUCAUGAGCUUCUGCUCCCCUUAUUGCAGGGCUCCAGACUAACUUUUUGCAUUGGUUGCACUGGUACGCCUAACUUUUUUUUUUUUUAGGUGCACCAGCACAAAAUUUAGGAGUACCCAAAUUUUCGCACUCUGCGCAACUCGGUGCGUGCUGCGGCCGCGUGCCGUCGUGACACGUGCGGACCACGACAUGAAAAUCACACAUAAAUCAGCUCAAAAUAGCCACCCAGCACAUACUUCCUGUUGCCGGUAGGUGGCACUAUCUCUGUGUCUGAAUAUUGUCAUGUAGACGUGUUCAGGGCGGGACUCUUAUCAAACACGUGGAGUUUCGUUGAGAUCAGAUAAUACACUGUGAGGAUGUGUUCAGGCUAGGACUGUUACAGAAUAUGUGAAGUUUAUUGGAGAUUGGACAUUGCACACUGAAGUUAUGAGUACUGUUUUAUGGCAAAUCGGCUGAAUUGGAUGAGUUGUCACUGGCUAGUGGUUUGACGUACAGUCAACUUUUCCUCUAGUUUGUAUGGAAACAGAAUUCAAAAUGGCCAACUUUGAUGGCACGCCACAGACACGCCCUUCAACAUACAGUCUCAAAUAGCACAAAUUUUAAAUAACCAAUGUGUUUAGAUUGCAGUGAUCGAAUUUGAAGUCAAUCUGAUUAAAUCUGUAGGAGGAGUUCGUUAAAACAGAAGCCCUUAAAUGCCGGAAAUGGCAUCACAGUUUGACAUUCGAUUCAACCUGGCCAACUUUGAGGGCACGCCACGGACAUACAUGCACACAUUGCACAACUUUUAAUCAGGACCAAUCUUUUGACUGGACUGACCAAUUUUGAAGCAGAUCAGAUAAAUUCCCUAGGAGGAGUUUGUUCAAAUACAACACAAAAAAUCACAGAAAAUGAGAAAAAAAAUCUAAAUGGCUGACUUUGACGGCACACCACGGACACACCCUUCAACAUACAUGCACAAAUAGCACAACUUUUAAUCAGCACCAUUUUUUGACUGUACUCACAAAUUUUGAAGCAGAUCCGAUAAAUUCCUUCGGAGGAGUUCACUCAAAUAGAACACGAAAAAUCACAGAAAAUGACAAAAAAAAUCAAAAUGGCUGACUUUGAUGCCACGCCACGGACACGCCCUUUAAUGUAGAUGCACAAAUAGCACAACUUUUAAUCAGCACCAUUUUUUGAUCGUACUCACAAAUUUUGAAGCAUAUCCGAUAAAUUCCCUAGGAGGAGUUCGUUCAAAUACAACGCGAAAAGUUCGCCAAAAGUGAAAAUGAAAAUCAAAAUGGCCGACUUCCUGUGGGGUUUCGGGUAUGGGUCCAAGAGGCUUUUAUGUACGUCCUGUCAUGUUACACGUGCCUACUGAGUUUCGUACAUAUCGGUGAAACGUGGCGCCGGGGCUGCUUUUUUUUAUCCUGUAGGGGGCGCUACAAACACGAUUUUUUGUAAGUGAGCUUCAGGCACCACUCUACAUGUGCCCUGUUAAUUUCAUACUCAUAACUAUUACGGUCUCCGCACAGUGAUUUAUCAUGCCAAAAGAGCGCCACGUAGUGGCCGAUUGUCGACACAUUUUUUAGCGAGCCUCAGGGAGCCAUGGGGAAGCAUUGUACCACGUUUCAUCUUACGGUGCUAUCCAUUUGUCUCGUGAACUCGGAACACGAGUUGGAAAGUGUAAGUCUCGCAGCUAUCUCGCGACAUUUCACGGAGACACACCCUCUUUUGGUCGGAAUAUCAGCUGUCCAGCUCAGGGUACCUCACAGUACACCGAGCUGGACGAGGACGAAUGUUUGACUCGAAAACAAAGAUGGCUGCUCCCAUAUUUCAUGGUAAGUUGAGAUGUAUUUUCUUUGUAUUUGUACUACGUUGGUCGUUUUAAUGUCGAUUUUAAAUGCUCUUACACACUUGCUUCUUUAGUCAGGUCAUGAAUUUAUGCAUUGCACGGUGUUGCUGUGCGUGCAGUACAAUGUUAAGUUUUGUUUUCGAGCUGGUUUGCUAGAUAGGCUAAUGUAGCUACAAUAACACUAGCCUGCUACUGCCCCUGGAGGCUCGAGACAAACGCCACAGCACUUGUUGAAAUUGAAAUAGGCGAAAAUGGCAAAAUAUUAUUGAAAUGUAAGACUUGCAAUAACGGAAUUACUUGAAAUGUUAGUGUUUCUGUAGAAAAACAUGUUAUUAUUUCACAUUGAGCUGAAACAGUACCCAAAAAGGGGGCACAAGGGACAUGUUUUCAGCCUACUUUUGUUAGAAAACGAGGUGAAAAUGUGUGUUGUUGCUAGUGGUUUAGUAGGGAAAAAAUAGAAAUGAUAAAUGGUUGUAGAUUGCUGUAAGGUGGGUUUCACAUCAGAGUUUUGUGGUGUUCCUUCACAGUAUAUACUGAGGUUGCAGUCUGUAACAUACAUUGUGUUUUUUUUCUCUUUAGUCUUCCUCAACCACAGCAUGGUUGCAUUUGUGGACAAGGACAGGACCGUGCCUUACCAGGGCAACCUGUACCAAAAUGCAGAGAGGUACUUUGUAGAUGAGGGCCUCAUGGUGGCAGUCGACCUACACCUGGCAGAUUGCACUUGCACGGAUACCUGCAAUGUCCAGGUUACUGCAUCACUUCCCGUGAAUGAGUGCUUCAACAAAGAGCAGACCCUCUUUCUAAUCCACCUGAUGGGGAUCCAUCUGGAGGUAGAGGGCGAGGGACCUGCAAAGUCCCUCAAUGACCUCAACCGGCGGCUGAGGUUGCGGAAGAAAACGAAGACACUGCUGUGGGAGGAGAUGGCUGGGAAGCUUGGCAGACAGUUCAGGGAGCAGUUCCAGCCCAAGAAGGUGGCACGCAAGUGGUUGACGCUGGUGGAGGGAUACAAAAAAUGUAAGGACAAUAACGCGUCGACGGGAAGGGGGCCUGUCCGCUUCCAGUUCUACACGGAGAUGGACGAGCUGAUUGGGGGAAAUCACGACGUGGACCCACCUGUUGUGGGGAGCGAUCGUGCUGGUGUCGUGAUACGCCGACCAGAUGCACUGAGGCAGUCCAGCAGUGCUCCCUCACCAGUGUCAGCAGACUGGGAUCCCUCGUCAUCUCCCUGCAACUCAAAGUUGUCAGCGCUGCCCACCAGAGCUCCCUCUCCAGUGCAGUCCACCAGCUCCUCUUCCCCGUCUCCUGCUUCUCCCUCAGCCAGUCGGACUCCAACUCGCGAACCCGCCACGCCCUCUAGCACCCCGAGGUCGCAGAAGCAUCAGAGGCGGGAGGAUGACCUCUUGGCCCACUUCGCGAGGUCUGAAGCUGCUGCCCUGAUGCGACACAAAGUGUAUGUGGCAGAGAUGAGGGAAACUCGAAGUGUCCUCAUCCAGUUGUUAAGCAGGACAAGAAGUGAGGCAGGACAAUGACAAAAUGCACAAAGCGUUGUGUAUAUUUUUCUUUUUUUUCCUAUUUGACUCUAUUCUUGUGUGAUUUUUGUGUGACUUAUUUAUUAUAUUUGUGAUUUAUAUAUUUAUCUUAUUUUUUUGUGUGGUUUUAUAUUUUAAGCAUUGCACCAAGACAAAUUCCUUGUAUGUUUAAAAACCUACCUGGCAAUACAAUUGUACUUCUUCAACUUUCUGUUUUUUUAACUUGGAUUAGCCUUUUGUAUUGUGCUCUUACUUUGCACUUGUUUGUUAUUAUUGUUAUAACUUUUUGUCUUAAAAUAAACACAUGUAUAUUGUUUAACUCA